UUUUUUUUUGGAUUAUGUUUAUUAAAAAUAAAAAGGGAGUUUAUCUCCUAACUUAGAGGACAGUUUUCAAAACGAGAGUUUUGGGAGAGCUCGCGUGUAUCUACUCGAAAGUAAUAAUAUCAUUCGAAAAUGAAGAUAGGACAGCCAUGGCCACUCCAAUCUCAACACUCUCCUUUGCUUCCCCUUUUUUGCCGCUCAGGAUUGAGGCGAAUCCCAGAAUUUCUCCUGCCUUGAACUUCCGUCCCCCGUUUCAGGUGGUCGCUAGAAAACAGAGAAAUGGUGAAGUUAGUGGUCGGCGAGUGUGGCGACGAAGAAAAUUGACAAAGAAGGAUGACAUGUCGAUCUACAAAAUGGAUCGAAUCCCAUUCCUUGAAGAACAGGUAAGGAGGGUAAAGGAACAGGGAAAGCUCAUCACAAUGGACAUUGAAAGACUAUUAUUAUCAGAGGACAACCGCUUUGAUUUUGUGAAUGAGGUUGCAGCUGAGGCUAAGGAAUAUGUCGAGAGCAACCGCGAUGAAUAUGGGGGUUCCAAGAAAGCCAUUCUUCAUGUUCUCAGCAACCGUGUGAACGAUGCAGGGUUUUAUAGGCCAGAUGCUUAUGCUGAAGAUGACCCAUUUAAACCGGGACCUCAUUAUCUGAAACAAGAAUUUACUUGAACAAUUUGAUUACAAAAUCCAUUUUCUUAUACAGACUGUCAAUGCAUUAAUCUGAUUUUUCCAGUCUUUAAAUGUUA
Molecule: messenger RNA, 733 nt
Organism: Cucumis melo (muskmelon)
Lineage: Eukaryota; Viridiplantae; Streptophyta; Magnoliopsida; Cucurbitales; Cucurbitaceae
Product: protein PLASTID TRANSCRIPTIONALLY ACTIVE 7
Exons: 4
Coding region: 147-656 (169 amino acids)
Biological process (GO): plastid transcription
Cellular component (GO): plastid-encoded plastid RNA polymerase complex
Source: RefSeq, a predicted model, not a curated record